Gilbertella persicaria is the source of this 1731-nucleotide messenger RNA. RefSeq names its product transcriptional repressor TCF25-domain-containing protein. Gene Ontology annotation, cellular component: RQC complex. Bases 1 to 1731 code for a protein of 576 amino acids. Gene Ontology annotation, biological process: ribosome-associated ubiquitin-dependent protein catabolic process; rescue of stalled cytosolic ribosome. The record is from RefSeq and is a predicted model, not a curated record. The transcript is spliced from 5 exons. Lineage: Eukaryota; Fungi; Mucoromycota; Mucoromycetes; Mucorales; Choanephoraceae.
AUGUCUUCUCGCGCAUUAAGAAGACUUCAAAAAGAAGAGAUUGAUCUCGCUCCAGAGACCAACAGUGAUGAAGAAGAACAAAUAAAGCCUGUCAAAAAGUUUAAUCCUUUUGAUUUGUUGGGUGGAGACGAAGACGAAGAAGAAGACGAAGAAGAAGAAGAGGAACAGGAGCCCAUGCCUGUGCCUUCCAAGAAAUCCAAAAAGAAAAAGAACAAAAAGAACCAUGAGCCCACACAUGCAACAGAAGAGAUCAGUAUGAAAGAACUAGACAAAGUAUUAAAGGAUCUCAAACUCAAUGCUGCAAAUACACCUUCACAAACACCACAUCGUGUUCAUCAUAACUUACUUGCUGUGAAUUAUCGAUACUUGGAUGCAGAAGCAGAAAUGAAGCGAUUGUUUGGCUCUCAUGUCGUCAAUAAUGAACGCACAGUACAAGGCAGAGUCCUCAAGAAAUCUAAAUUCACAACACCCAAGAGUGAUUGGCCACCUUAUAAACGUAAUGGACUCUCUAUGGAACUUGUAGAGACAAAAGACAAUGUAUCGUUUUAUGCUUUUCGACAUGGUGAACAAUACCAAGAUGUCCAACUUGAAUUCUUGAGUGCUGUGUCAACCCACAGCCCUGAAGCAUUGAUGUUCUUGAUGAGAAGACAUCCUUAUCAUGUCGAUAGUUUACUUCAAUUGUCUGAAAUUGCAAAGCAUAGUGGAGACUGGACUACAGCAGGCGAUUUGAUUGAACGGGCCUUGUAUGCUUGUGAAAGAGCACUUCAUCCUCAGUUCUCGCUUAGUUCAGGCACUGUCAGAUUGGCUUAUCAACGAUCUGAAAACCGGUCUUUCUUUUUGGCUGUCUUUCGACACAUUCAAUUCUUGACACGCCGUGGAUGCUGGAAGACUGCAUUUGAGUUCAAUAAGCUCUUGUUUAGCCUGGAUCCUGAUACAGACCCUUUAGGUGCUUUGUUGUCGCUUGACUAUCAUGCUCUUUCUUCUCGAGACUAUGAUUAUAUUCUCAAGAUGGUGUCUGAAUACAAGACAGCGGGUGAUCUUUACCCUGUGGAUCUAAAGAACAUGCCUAACUUUGCUUAUUCAGCUGCUUAUGCUCAAUUCAAAUUAGGUCAAGAAGAGAGCAGCAAGACGUUACAAGAAGCCAUUCACAAGUUCCCUUUUGUCUACUGUCGCUUAUUAGAGAAAUUAGGUGAGCCCAGUCAACCCUUGACGAUGGUGCCCAAUCCUUAUAUGGACAUGAUUCAAUUGGCUUAUGUGGAACGUACAUAUGAUAUGUGGAAAGAACCUGAAGUACUUGGCUGGCUUAAGGCCAACAGGGUUGUCGAUGUACAACCCCAUCGAGUCCAACUCAAAUUGAUGUGUCAACAAAAGGACACUAUGCCACUCAGUAUGUCUCGUUAUAUUGUCUUGAUGGAUCAACAGUCUUUGAUGGGUUAUUUGCCUUCCAGUGUCACUUCACAAAGCUAUCAGAUGUAUGACCCUCUUCCACCUUCAGACAGUACCACACAGUAUGAUUUAGAUGAUCGUAUGCGAACUAAUCCUAUGAUGGGUGGUUUACCUACAGAUGCAGGAGGAUUGAUGGCCAUGCUAAGAAACUUAUUGGGUCAACAUAGAAUGCCUGCUGCUGAUCAGGAACAUAUUCGACAAGUCAUGACUGAACUAGAGCAAUUAAGAGAACAAAGAGCAGAUCAAGCACCUGGUGCAUUUCCUACGGAUGAUGAAGAGAUGUAA